UUUUCAGCCAAAAUUAACGCUUGACUGGGAAGCAAAACGAGACAGAUGGAACGGAUAUGACCCACAGACCUACAAGCAAGUCGUCGAGGAACAUGAAAAAUUGGAACAAACAAGAAAACUUCUCAGGGAAGAAAAGAUGAAAGAAGAAAGUGAAACAGGCGAAGGAAGUGGUGGUAAGGUGGAAGAGCAAGCGGACGAGGAUAUGUAUGCGGAUGAUGCCGAUAUGGCAGGCGUAACAGUUGACAUGGAUUCACGUACACGCAUUACUGUGAGAAAUCUGCGAAUAAGAGAGGAUACAGCGAAAUAUCUGUACAAUUUGGACCCAAAUGGCCCGUACUACGACCCAAAGUCACGCUCCAUGAGGGAAAAUCCAUUUGCGAAUGUGCCUGGAAUUGAUGUACAUGCAUUGGCCGAGCCAACAAAACUUGAAGCAAUGAAACGAGAAUUCGAGGAACAAAAAACGAGCGCCAAAAACGAGCACCGAACAAAGUUGCUUGAGAAAUAUGGCGGUGAAGAACAUUUACAAACGCCAGCGAAAGAACUGUUGCUGGCUCAAACUGAGCAAUAUGUGGAGUAUAAUAGGAAGGGUAAAGUGAUAAAAGGAGAAGAGCGCCCAAUGAUACGAAGUCGGUAUGAAGAAGAUAAGUAA
Gongylonema pulchrum is the source of this 649-nucleotide messenger RNA. The record is from the annotation of a GenBank genome assembly. Lineage: Eukaryota; Metazoa; Nematoda; Chromadorea; Rhabditida; Gongylonematidae.